AUGUCAGAAUGUCAAUUCUAUUUAUUAUUUAAUAAUAAAAGUUUAUUCUUAUUUCAUUUAUUAAAUGAAUUUAGAUCUGUCCUAACAAUUUCAAAAUCAAGAUAAGAGAUUCAUAAUUUCAAAUCAAAAUAAUUUAUGGCUUAAACUAUCUUUAAUUUAGUAUAAAAUUUUUUGAUUUUUGUUAUCUAGACUUCUUAGUAAAACAAAAAGAAUAAUGUUAAUUGGGCUACUUUGAAAUAAGACUUGGUUAGACAAAAAACAAAUUAGUAUACUUCGGUUUCAAGCAUAAUUAGAUUGAAUUUACUUUAGAUUUUCAAGGGAGCCCUUUAAAAAUGUUGUAAGGCUAAAUUAAUCACCAAAUCCUGA
Paramecium octaurelia is the source of this 366-nucleotide messenger RNA. The record is from the annotation of a GenBank genome assembly. NCBI's taxonomy places the organism in Eukaryota, Ciliophora, Oligohymenophorea, Peniculida, Parameciidae.